Messenger RNA from Strongylus vulgaris, 246 nucleotides. Lineage: Eukaryota; Metazoa; Nematoda; Chromadorea; Rhabditida; Strongylidae. The record is from the annotation of a GenBank genome assembly.
AUGGCUAGAGUGAAAUUUGAAUAUGAACCUCAACAUAAUGACGAACUUCGGCUUGGAGAGAUUGGACAGCUCAUCACUAUUAUCCGAAAGGAUUGCGGGGAUGCCGGAUGGUUUGAAGGAGAAAUCAAUGGACGCCGCGGCUUGUUCCCAGACAACUUCGUUGAACUUGUUCAGGUUAGCGUUUUGAAUAUCUCGUUAUUGAAGGUGCUUUAUUUUGUUUUCGGAACUUAUUGGGAAUGUCCAUGA